Messenger RNA from Erinaceus europaeus (western European hedgehog), 3897 nucleotides. RefSeq names its product galectin like (gene LGALSL). The record is from RefSeq and is a predicted model, not a curated record. Lineage: Eukaryota; Metazoa; Chordata; Mammalia; Eulipotyphla; Erinaceidae. Bases 426 to 944 code for a protein of 172 amino acids. Gene Ontology annotation, molecular function: carbohydrate binding. The transcript has 6 exons.
GGUCCCCGCCCUGUUCCCGGUUCCCGAACGGGGCCCCGGCGGCCUUUAAAUGCCACCCUGGGCCGGCGCGGCGCAGGCCUCGCCACCCUUCUUCAUCCUCGGGCGGAGGCAGCAGCACCCUGAGGACGCAAACAGCCCCCAACGCUGCAGCCGCGGCGCAGGCAGCGGCCGCCACCUUAGACCUCCGGCGCGCGCGGCCCCCUCCGCUGCCGCCCCUCCCCCUCGGCCCAGCCAGCCGGGGCCCGGGCGUGCGCGCGCGUACCCGCGUGUGUGUGCGCGCGCUCCCGAGCCAGCCUGGGACCUGCGCCCCCGCCCGGCGCAGGUCGCCCGGGAUCCCCGUCGGCCCUCCCGCCCGCCGGCGCGCAGCGUCUUAAGUCCCAGCCGCCCGGCCGCCAGCCGGACACCCCGCGGCGCCGCGCGAGAAGAUGGCGGGGUCGGUGGCCAACAGUGAUACCAUAGUGAAACUAGAUGAUGGGCAUUUAAACAACUCCUUGAGCUCUCCAGUUCAAGCUGAAGUAUACUUCCCACGACUGAUAGUUCCAUUUUGUGGGCACAUUAAAGGUGGCAUGAGACCAGGCAAGAAGGUGUUAGUGAUGGGCAUCGUGGAUCUUAACCCGGAAAGCUUUGCUAUCAGCUUGACUUGUGGAGACUCUGAAGAUCCUCCUGCCGAUGUGGCCAUUGAACUCAAAGCUGUGUUCACAGACCGGCAGCUACUCAGAAAUUCUUGUAUAUCCGGAGAGAAGGGUGAAGAACAGUCAGCAAUCCCUUAUUUUCCAUUCAUUCCAGAUCAGCCAUUCAGGGUGGAAAUUCUUUGCGAGCACCCACGCUUCAGAGUGUUUGUGGAUGGACACCAGCUUUUUGAUUUUUACCACCGUAUUCAAACAUUAUCUGCAAUUGACACCAUAAAGAUCAAUGGGGACCUCCAGAUCACUAAGCUUGGCUGAUGAUAUUUAAACCACAUCUAUUUCGAGUAGGAUCAGGUGCCACAACUAUCUGACUUAUCUGUCUGGGAGAAAUAUCCUAGCAAGAUCUGGAGACUUAAAAUAUAAAGCAAACACAGAAGGCAGGCUUCACUGUCUCUUUUUUUGUGUAGUUUAAUCCUAAAAUGACAACUUCAACCAUGACUUGCUCUAGGAAGAAAGCUGUCAGAACAAAGACACCGAGCCAUUACUCACAGAACAAAUACAUUUAUGCUGGAUUUUAUUCAGACUAAAAUGGAUUUGUGAUGUUUGUGAUUUGGUAACAAAUUAUUCAUCUUUUCAAAGCAAGGUGAUGUUUAGAAACAGAAGUAUUAAAGACUUAACCAACAAAAGCGGUACACUGAAAUCAAUUCAUUUCUGCACUGAAGUGGCAUUGUGUAGCACAACCAACAUUUUAGUCAGGGUAUUUACAUAGAAUGUAGGUUGUUCAAGAUUUGGUUGGUUUGGUUUUUUUGGUUGUGUGUGUGUGUUUAUUUGCACAGCAAAUGUUAAUGUUAAUUCAGACUUUUAAAGCUUUCUUGUAGUUACUUAUUUAUACUCAACGUCUGUAUAAGAAAUUGCUCAAUGUCUCAAGAACAGCAAGUUAUAAACUUGAAUGUAUACAUUUCUUUAAUUGGAGGGGAGAAACUAUGUAUUACAGUCAUGAAGCAGGUGAAUUUUUACCUUAAAGAUUUGAGUCAUAUCCUGUUUACCCCUAAUCUUAGGAUCUCUUGAUAUAAAUUGCUUCAGGUGCUUUUGGGAAGACUUUGCCACACUUUGAUAAAAACUGCGUUUCAAGUUAUUGAAGAUUAUAUAAAAUUCUAUUUACAUUGCUUUUUCUCUUUACUGUGAAUUAACACAGUAUUGGCUUCCUUAAGAUUAGUUAAGUAUUUUUCUCUGGGUUUUCAUGAUAGCUCUUUAAGUUGUUACUAAUUAAAAAUAUGUAAUAGGUGAUUACGUAGGCAGUUUUUUAAGUGGCUACUAAAUAAACUUUUUAAAAGUAGUAUGAAAAUGAUUCAGGAAUUGCGUAUAAAACAGAAGCAAAUGGCCCCAAAUAACUUAACUUGGAAGUAAUUUAUAUCAACUUAAACACUGUUAGCUCAUUGUAUAUCUUUAUUAUGUGACCCACACCAAUAUCCCUAAGCAGUGCCUUUGGAGCUUCAGAGUAGAAGACACAUGGUACUGAAUUGGUUGUGCCAGUGUUUCAGAAUAAGACAGAAUCCAUAUUAGGAAAUGAUCCAAUUAGUUUAUCUGAAAAAGGUAACUCUCAGAUCAGGACUCUAGUUCUUUGGGUUCAGCCAAUAGUGUGAAUGCUCCUGAUUAAGCUGUAGCUAUUUCCCUGCAUUUGUGAAACUGAUCCACAGACAGCCGUCUACAAAAGGAGCCACCGUGAUAUAAGUAUCUUCAGAAGGCAAUGAUGGGCUUUUGGAUCCUGGACUUCACAAACUGCUUUGGCCCUGGAGGGAAGCACCGUUGGCAUUGCUUUGGUCAGGUAGUGAGGGGAAGGGUUGCUGGGUGGGGGUGUAUUUAUAUAAUUUAGUUUUUGUUUGUAUAGCAUCCUGCAUCUUGUCAUGACAUGUACUUGUCUACCCUGCUUUUGAUUUUUUUUUUUUACAUAACAUGCAGUGACACAGAAGUGGCCAUAUCAUUUCCAUGUGUCGAGAAUGUAGACAGUGUUUCAGUACCAAAGUCUAAGAAAAAGCAAACUCAAAAAUGUGAAUUUUUAUGGAUGAUAUAUUUGGAUUCUUCUCAACUUUUAAACUCUUUAGCACACGUCUCUUAUGUUAUAUGAAAAGAAACUUUAUUGAAUAAGACAGGCUGAGCACUGAAAAUCUUUACAUUCCAGCUAACUUACUCAGUCUUAUGCAGCCAAGAGGGUUGGCCCAUAGCUCCAGAUGUUUUCAAGCCUGCGAUUUACUUGUCAAUUGUAAAGCCACUAGAUUUUGAGGAGUGUUUGUAGAAAGACUUAUAUUUGUAAGGAAGUUCAUUCUAGUUAUGAUGGAAGACCUCCAAGUCUCUUGAGAGAUCAUCCAUUUCCACUCUACAUAAUGUAGCAGAAACUAGAGUCAGAAAUAUAGCUGAAUAGAAGUGAUAUAUCUCUAUACCUACUAGCUAAACGGUUAACAGCCAGUCACUUGGGCAGCUUAAUGUAAAGAUACAUGGUUAACCCUUCUUCAUUCGAUCAGGGGACCUCUUGGUUAAUCCUGUUAAGAUUCAUCUAAAUGAUGUGAUGGCUUGAUUCAGUAUAGCUAAAUUAGCAGGGCUUAAUCCAGCUGUAGGAAUCAAUAGCUGUAAGCUAGAAACAGUGUUCACAUCCUGUCAUGGGCAUGUGAGGUGUAAGGUGGGAAUACAGGAUAGAAAGUGCAAUUUAAAGCUUCACUGGAAAGUAUUUGGGUAUAUACGGAGCCCUAAUUUUGCAAUGUGACCAAAACCAAGGAAUAUAACAAUCAGGUUCUGGGAAAAUAAAUGGCAAGCUUUAGACAAUCUGUCCAUUUCUGCAGCAAAAUUGGAGUGAAUGUAUGUAGCUACAUAAAACUUAACAAAAGUGACUUCUGCUUUCUGGGAUGUCCCAGGAUUGUCUUAAAAUGAUUAUUAUUGUUUUAAUUUGAAACCUCUUCAAGUCUUGCCAACUUUAGUUCAAAAUUCUCUAAAAGAUCUCUCUUAGAAUUUAUGAAUUAUUAAAAUUUAAAAAAAGUUUUUCAUUUGUAUUAAAAAGAAAAUAUCCAGAAAGAGGGAAGGAGCCCUUAUGGACUAAGAGAAAACAGCCUUGGCAUUUUCUGGCAUUAAUAUAGAAAUAAUAUUCCCAUGAUGACAUAUUUUCAAAGAAACACUUUCUUAUUUACUGCGUGGUGUAAACUGUUACUAAAUGUGUUCUUACAUUAUUAUGUCACUGCUGAAAAUUAUUUGCACUAUAAUAAAGGACUUUUUUACGUAGUGA